ACCUUGACACUCCCAAAAUGGCGGUGGUUUAGAAUUUUCAUAACAAUGUUAUUUUUCCAAUAUAUAGAAUAACUCUGUUGUGUCAAGUUAUUCCGAUGAAUUGAAAGGAUACGUUUUAACCAUAUAAUGCACAUUUUGAAGUUUUUAAAAUAUAACUAUUGUUCAAUUACUGCCAGAAAUAUGGUGAAAGUUUUAAAUGUUGCCGAAAAAAACGAUGCUGCAAAGUCAAUUGCAGAAGUUAUGUCUAGAGGGAGAGUCAACAGGAGAGAAGGUUUCUCAAGAUUUAACAAGAUUUAUGAGUUUGAGUACAUGUUGUUCAACCAGAGAUGUAACAUGAUGAUGACUUCAGUGUCUGGUCAUCUCCUCGGCAUGGACUUUAUAGGACAGUACAGAAAAUGGAACAGUUGCAGUCCGGCAUCUUUGUUUGAUAUUCAGGUGGAAAAAUACUGUCCAGAAAAUUUUACAGACAUUAAGCGUACAUUGGAGCGUGAAGUGAGAGGAGCCCAGUUCCUUGUUAUAUGGACAGAUUGUGAUAGAGAAGGAGAAAAUAUUGGAUUUGAGGUUAUACAGGUCUGUAAAGCAGUUAAGCCAAAUAUACAAGUGUACAGAGCAAAGUUUUCUGAGAUCACACCACCGGCAAUAGCAAGAGCAUGUCAGAACCUGAUUCAGCCAGAUAAGAAGACAAGUGAUGCUGUAGAUGUUAGAAUGGAACUGGAUCUCCGGAUAGGUGCAGCAUUUACAAGGUUUCAAACAAAGAGGUUACAGAAGAUAUUUCCUAAUGUUCUAGCAGACCAGCUGAUUAGCUAUGGGAGUUGUCAGUUUCCUACGCUAGGUUUUGUUGUUGAGAGAUAUAAAGAAGUUCAGGCAUUUAUUCCCGAACCUUUCUGGAAACUUAAAGUGUCCUAUAAAAUGGAUGACACUGCAGUGGACUUUAAUUGGAAAAGGAACAGACUAUUUGAUUAUAUGGCAUGUUUUGUGCUGUAUCAGCAUUGUUUAGAGUCUCCUCUAGCGAGAGUGGUGGAUACAAAAGGUAGAAGUAAGAGUAAGUGGAGACCGCAAGCUCUCGAUACCGUGGAAUUAGAAAAGCUGGCAUCACGGAAGUUACGUAUCAGUGCUAAAGAAACCAUGAAGAUAGCUGAGAAGUUGUACACUAAUGGAUUUAUUAGCUACCCAAGAACUGAGACUAAUAUAUUCGCCAAGGAGAUAGAUCUGGCCUCCAUGGUGGAACAUCAAACCCGGGACCCAAACUGGGGAGAUUUUGCAAGGAGAGUGUUAGAGAGGGGACCUACACCUAGAAAUGGUAACAAAACAGAUAAUGCCCAUCCUCCCAUACAUCCUACGAAAUAUACGGACAAUCUGCAGGGGAACGAGAAGAAACUGUACGAGUUUAUUGUGCGUCAUUUCCUAGCUUGCUGCUCCCAGGAUGCUCAAGGCUUUGAGACAACAGUAGAAAUUGAUGUUGCUGAGGAACGAUUUACAGUCCAAGGCUUAAUGGUUACUGCCAAAAAUUAUUUAGAAGUCUAUAUCUAUGAAAAAUGGAGUGGAAAGGAAAUACCUGUUUUUGACAAGGGGGAUGAAUUUCAACCUACUUCAAUAGAGAUGAACAAUGGAGAGACAAGUCCUCCCCUGUUACUGAGUGAAGCAGAUCUCAUUGCAUUGAUGGACAAACAUGGAAUUGGUACUGAUGCAACUCAUGCUGAACAUAUUGAAACAAUCAAGUCAAGAAACUAUGUUGGUGUACGUCCUGAUGGAAGAUUUGUUCCUGGUCAGCUAGGGAUGGGACUGGUUGAAGGUUAUGAUGCAAUGGGAUAUGAAAUGUCUAAGCCACAUCUGAGGGCAGAGUUAGAGGCUGACCUGAAGAAAAUAUGUGAAGGAAGGAAACAAAAGCAAGAAGUGCUGGAUGCUCAAGUUCAGAAGUAUAAAGAGGUGUUCAUAGAAGCUUGCAGACAGGCAGAAAAGAUAGAUGAGUCAUUAUCAACGUACCUGGGAGAAAAUGCCCAGCCAGCUCCACCAGAGGAAAACAUUGAAGUGUCCUCUCCAGUAAUGAAGUGCCCAAUGUGUGGAUCAGAUAUGUUACUGAAACCAAAAAAAGACAACAAAGGGUUCUAUAUAGGAUGUAUGGGUUAUCCAAACUGCCGCAGUGCAAUAUGGCUGCCAGACGGUGUGUUAGAGGCUUCCGUCAGUGAUAGUAUAUGUUCUCAGUGUGGUCCAGAUGUACAUCUAGUCAACUUCAAGUUUAAACGAGGAUCUGUUCCCCCUACUGUACCCUCACAAUAUACUGGAUGUGUGGCGGGCUGUGAUGACACACUGACUACAGAUGUGGGAAUCAAAGCACCUAGACCUGCUGGCUCAGCUACUCAGACAAACAAUGGUACGGCUAGAAGUCAGAGAGAUUCAGGUUAUGGUAGCUCCUUAAAUUCUGUGUCGUCUAGAAACUAUUCAACGCAGUCAUCUGUGCAGUCCAACACUGGUGCUAGAAAUAACUCUACCAUAAGUUACAGUGCUAGAACUAAUCAAAGUAGCAAUCAUAACACGUUCAACAACUCUAGCUUUACCUCACCUCCUGGCCAAUCAAAUCAGUGGAAUAAUAAUCGGACCAAUCAAAAUUCAAACAGGAAUUCUGGGAGUUCUAGGCCACCCUUGGCAACAGUGACAGGAAGUGCAGGUAACACUGGGAACACCGAGUCUGGGAAUGAGGUAGUGUGUAAUUGUGGGAAUGAUGCAAUACAGCUUACAGUGAGGAAGGAAGGGCCAAAUACAGGACGACAGUUUUAUAAAUGUGGCAGUUCAGCAUGUAAUUUUUUCCUGUGGGCUGACGAGGCAGGCAAUGAUGGUGGUGGUGGUGGUGGCGGACAGACUGCUAAUAGGUCAGUUAGUACAAGUUAUUCCAGUAACCGAUACUCCGGCAACAGUACAAAUCCAACACCAAGUUACCAUAGAAACCAGAAUACAGAUCCAGGAGAGUCUGUAUCAUGCCAGUGUGGUCAGCCAGCAAAGAGUUUAACUGUUCAGAAAGAGGGACCAAACAAGGGGAGACAAUUCUUUGCCUGUCCAGCUCCAAGAGGAGAGGGCUGUAAUUUCUUCCAGUGGGGUGAUGAACAACCUGGCGGGGGAGGGUUUUCCUUCGGAGGAAGCAGUAGAGGCGAUGUUGGUAGAGGUGGUGGUAGAGGUGGAGGUGGUGUAAGUAGAGGUGGUGGCAGGAAGAGGGCAGCACCAGGAGAAAAUGGGUCAGCAAUUAAAAGAAGCAAAAAAUGUGGAUUAUGUGGGGUAGAAGGUCACACAAAAAGAUCGUGCCCACACAGAUGACAGGAAAAAAUCUCAACACUUACACAACUAGAAUAUUUUGUUUUGUUAUUUAUUAUUAAUAUUUGUUACUUAUGAAAAAUAAAAUUUGAUAAUUUUA
Molecule: messenger RNA, 3403 nt
Organism: Mercenaria mercenaria
Lineage: Eukaryota; Metazoa; Mollusca; Bivalvia; Venerida; Veneridae
Product: DNA topoisomerase 3-alpha-like
Exons: 30
Coding region: 127-3306 (1059 amino acids)
Biological process (GO): DNA topological change
Cellular component (GO): nucleus; chromosome
Molecular function (GO): DNA binding; DNA topoisomerase type I (single strand cut, ATP-independent) activity; zinc ion binding
Source: RefSeq, a predicted model, not a curated record